ACUCCGCCUUCAGGGAUAAAAACCGGCUGCGCAGUCUCUGUCGGUCUUCUCACACGUCAACCAGCCGGAGUAACUCAUACACACCACUCAAUCUUUACAAGAAUCAUGGCUGAGCAGAAGGAGCGCACUUUUAUUGCCAUCAAGCCAGAUGGUGUGCAGAGGGGCAUCAUCGGAGAGGUCAUCAAGAGGUUCGAGACGAAGGGCUUCAAACUUGUUGGCAUGAAGAUGCUCCAUGCCCCCCAGGACCUGCUGGAGCAGCACUACAUCGACCUGAAGGAGAGGCCCUUCUUCCCCACGCUCAUGAAGUACAUGACCUCCGGCCCCGUGGUCGCCAUGGUGUGGGAGGGAAAGGGUGCCGUGAAGACCGGCAGGGUGAUGCUGGGGGAGACCAACCCCGCUGACUCCAAGCCCGGAACCAUCCGAGGAGACUUCUGCAUCGACGUCAGCAAGAACAUCAUCCACGGCAGCGACUCUGUGGACAGUGCCAACACAGAGAUCUCUCUGUGGUUCAAGGAGGGCGACCUGUGCAGCUACUCCAGCUGUGCUGCCAGCUGGCUCUACUGAGACUCAGUGCAACUCUACCUCAGCCCUGUAGCCUGGAGGGGACCGCCACUCAUGUCUGUCCCACUCACCAUCACCAUCAUCAUCAUCACUAUGCUGUACUGGGAUACAAGUCUGAAUUCAUUCCUCCGCGUCAUUCCAUUAGAAACAUUCCAUCAUUCCCUAGAUAUCCAGUUAGUUGACCUGAAACUGUUGGUUUUGUUGACGGUGAUCUGCUUUCCAAUAAAAUGCUCACAGUA
This is a messenger RNA of Notothenia coriiceps (black rockcod), 800 nucleotides long. RefSeq names its product nucleoside diphosphate kinase-like. Gene Ontology annotation, molecular function: nucleoside diphosphate kinase activity. The record is from RefSeq and is a predicted model, not a curated record. NCBI's taxonomy places the organism in Eukaryota, Metazoa, Chordata, Actinopteri, Perciformes, Nototheniidae. The coding region runs from base 106 to 564 and encodes 152 amino acids. Gene Ontology annotation, biological process: CTP biosynthetic process; UTP biosynthetic process; GTP biosynthetic process. The transcript is spliced from 5 exons.